Molecule: messenger RNA, 282 nt
Organism: Mesorhabditis belari
Lineage: Eukaryota; Metazoa; Nematoda; Chromadorea; Rhabditida; Rhabditidae
Source: the annotation of a GenBank genome assembly
AUGGUUCGUCGUGGCUCGUCGCAAUACCCGCAAUCCGUUUGCUCGACACCGACGCAUAUUCGUUUGUCGAUCACGCCAAGUGAUCCCGCGUUGAAACGUUCAUGGCCAUGGUUGUACAAAACGACGCCAAAUGCGAUGCAUCCGAUGCAUCAUCGGUCGAAUUCGCCGCUUCGACGCGCUUCGACCUUCUACGAGGGCGGUUCGCAAUAUUUGCAGGUACCAGACGCGAUGGGACGUAAACGUCGCCUCUCCGACUUCAUCAUCGAGACCCUCGGCAAAACG